AAACAAAGCUCGAAAACCGUUUUCCCGGAAAUGUUUAUUUUAUAAUUUAUUACGUUUAAAUACAGUAUUAUUUUGAGAAAAAUAAUUGAAAACCAUAAUAAAGCGUAUUAUAAGCAUAAAUAUAUUUAAUGUAUACGAGAACUAUUCGUAAAAUAAUUGUGUUACAAACUUUUUCAAACGUUGUAUUGGUAUUUCUUGAUAAAUUUCUUAAAAACUUAAUAUAAUGUCGUACGCAGAACUAUCAGAAGAUGAUGAUAGUUUUGUACUAAAUGAUGAAGUUGAAGAAAAGACGUUACCAUUGCGUUCAAUUAGUAUUAGCAGCGAUGAUGAAAAUCAAGGCCCAGCUAUAAUAUAUGAACUUACUUCCGAUGAAGAAGAACCGUCAGAUACAGUCGAGUUACAAAAAAAGAAGCAGGCACUUAUUAAAAAUCUAUUUCCCAAUACCAAGCCAAUCAUCAAGGGAAAUACACAAAUAGCUCCACAAACACCUAAGCCUAAAGGGUUUGAACAAAUGAUUGGUGGCAUUAAAGUUCAUAUACCAGUUAAACCCUACGGUUGUCAGACUGCUUUAAUGUUUAAGGUGAUAACUGCAAUAAAUAAAAGCCAAAACUGUUUACUGGAAAGUCCUACUGGAUCCGGCAAAACAUUGGCACUGUUAUGUGGUGCGCUGGCCUGGGUUCGUCAUGAAACUAAUCGUAUCAGUGAGCUGUUAGCCCAGGAGUUGGUUAGACAGAACUCUGAGCUAAAGCAAGUGUCGGGGGCGGCGAACUACGUGUCGACUCCAGUACGUGAUAAAUCCGUCACGCCAGAAAAGUAUCUCAACAAACCAGUAUUUGGUCAUAAGAGCAUUUAUGAUGACGCGUCACAGAACCCCAAAGAAGCAAGUAAUCGAGCUAGCAAACGCCAAGAUUGUCUUGACAGCAGCACAGAAGAAAACAAUGAGGCUGGUCUAGUGAAAAUCCACAAAAAGCGACGCUUAGCUGCCAGUGAGCGGGGUAUGGGUUGUGAAUCAAUGUACGACUCACAACUACCCACCUCACUAGAUGAAACAGAGCUGCCUUCUACCCCGGACAAGAAGAAACAAACAACGCAACCUGACACUCCUCAAAAUGUCCGAGGGCUGUACAACCGAGUGGACAACCUCCGACUGAGGACGUCGAUGCUUGUUGAUUGCAGUGUACCAACUAUAUACUACGGGGCGAGGACUCAUAAGCAGCUGCAGCAGGUGAUCAAGGAAUUCGCGAGGACUGACUAUUGCGGCCAGCUCCAGAUGACAAUACUCUCCAGUAGGGACUAUAGCUGUGUGCGGGAGUUUGAUAAGAAGACCUGGAGUUCAAGGAAUGAUAUGUGCAGGGCUUGUAUCAAGCCGUAUACAACAAAAUCAAUGGAACAGAGGGCGGAUUCAAACUGCAAGUACUACGACAACAGAGCGUCACUCAACCACCAGACGCUACCUCCUGCUUUCGAUCUAGACGAGCUGGUGGCUAAGGGAGAAGAGAUAAGGGCGUGUCCGUACUACGCGGCGCGCGGCAUGGCGGCCAGCGCGCAUAUUGUGUUCUGCCCUUACAACUACCUUAUCGAACCUUCCAUAAGGAGUAGUAUGCAAAUCGACUUAUCAGAUAACAUCGUGAUAAUAGAUGAAGCUCAUAAUAUCGAGGAUAUCUGUCGAGACGCCGCCACAUUUACCUUUACCAGGGACAACAUACAAGCUUCUAUUAAGGAGUUAGAACUAGUGUGUGGAUACAGAUUCGCGAAUCAAGAUUCGUUACGUUACGUCGAAUACUUACUUAAAGCUCUCAAAGGUUGGGACGAUUGGUUCGUGAAUCAAACACCACUUAUCAACCAGAAGCCGAUAAACGGCAACGAGGCAACGUUCACAUGGGCAGCUGAAAACUUCGUGCAAACAUUAAAUAAUCAUAAUAUAGGACAACAACAAUACAAGAAUGACUAG
Molecule: messenger RNA, 1951 nt
Organism: Papilio xuthus (Asian swallowtail)
Lineage: Eukaryota; Metazoa; Arthropoda; Insecta; Lepidoptera; Papilionidae
Product: Fanconi anemia group J protein homolog
Exons: 11
Coding region: 224-1951 (575 amino acids)
Biological process (GO): nucleotide-excision repair; double-strand break repair involved in meiotic recombination
Cellular component (GO): nucleus
Molecular function (GO): ATP binding; DNA binding; DNA helicase activity
Source: RefSeq, a predicted model, not a curated record